Molecule: messenger RNA, 1163 nt
Organism: Lemur catta (Ring-tailed lemur)
Lineage: Eukaryota; Metazoa; Chordata; Mammalia; Primates; Lemuridae
Gene: C1QTNF8
Product: C1q and TNF related 8
Exons: 3
Coding region: 95-856 (253 amino acids)
Molecular function (GO): protein binding
Source: RefSeq, a predicted model, not a curated record
GAAAGGCUCUUUGACGGCCGGGGCAGACGGGCAGGAGGCGACCAGGCGGCAGCAGCAGCAGCGGCACGCGCCGUCCGGGACGGCCCUGAGUGAGAUGGCAGCUUCCACCCUGGUGCUCCUGGUGCUGCUGCUGCCCACGGCGGCCUGGCCCGGCCUGGGGCUGCCCAGGAGGCCCUGUGUGCAGUGCUGCCACCCGGCCCGGCCCCCGGCCGCCGCCCCCAGCCCGUACGGCCACGGGAGUGCCGGGGACCCGCGGUGGGGGCUGCCCCGAGUACGGCCCACCAUAGACAUCUCAAUCCUCAAAGGUGAGAAGGGCGAGGCAGGGGUCAGAGGUCGCUCUGGCAGGAGUGGGAAGGAGGGUCCGCCGGGCUUCCGGGGCCCGCAGGGCCGCAAAGGCCAGAAGGGGCAGGCGGGGCCCCCGGGCGCCCCGUGCCAGCGCGCCUUCGCGGCCUUCUCGGUGGGCAGGCGCGAGGCGCUGCACAGCGGCGAGGACGUGGAGGCCGUGCCCUUCGACACGGAGCUGGUGAACCUGGACGGCGCCUUCGACCUGGCCGCGGGCCGCUUCCGCUGCGCGGUGCCCGGUGUCUAUUUCCUGAGCCUGAACGUGCACACCUGGAACCGCGAGGAGACCUACCUGCACGUCAUGCUGAACCGGCGGCCCACGGCCGUGCUGUACACGCAGCCCGGCGAGCGCAGCGUCAUGCAGGCGCAGAGCCUGCUGCUGCCGCUGGCCGCCGGCGACGCCGUCUGGGUGCGCAUGUUCCGGCGCGACCGCGGCAACGCCGUCUACGGCGAGCGCGGGGACCUGUACAUCACCUUCAGCGGCCACCUGGUCAAGCCGGCCGCGGAGCUCUAGCCGGCGGUGCCCGGGAGCCCCCGUGCCGCGUCCCCGCCGCAACGGCCUCCCCGGGACCCCAGCCUGACCGCAGCGUCCCGGUGGAGCGCGGGGGCAGCCGUGCUUGGGCGCCGACUGCGCACAGGCAUCUCGCGAUGGCACCGCCUGACGCACGGCCCGGCCUCGCGGGCGGACACAGGAAGGGACCACGCGGAGCCACGCGGGCAGAGGCCUGUGGCAUGGGCGUGUGGCGGGGGCCGGCGGGGCCCGUUGCUCACCUGUGUUCACUGCCCUGGCCGCUCUGCGAAUAAAGGCUGUGUCGGCACCA